GAAUCACGGCAGUACAUGAUAACGCUGUGAUUUUCGUCGGAAAUUUCCGUUACGAAUGGCCGCCUUGGGAACCCCGUCUCCCGUCAGUAUCACCGUCCUCUCUUGUUCGCCGUCAAUCCCGUGGUGUCACCGUCCGUCCCAUUGUUUCCGCGAUCGCAGCGUCAAACUAAUCCUGCCACCUGAGGUUGGAGCCUUAUCUGAAAGAACCAUAAGACCAUUUCCGAAGAGGCUGACAUUGACGCGUAAUUCAGUUCGACCUUUCCAUGUUAGGUCGCAGCUGAAAUGCCCCAUCGUAUCUCCUGAUGAUCACUGGGGCACAUGGUCCGCUCUCUUCACCAUUGGCGCUUUUAGUCUCUGGUCGGAGAAGACCAAGAUUGGAAGCAUGGUAAGUGCUGCCCUGGUGAGCACCUUUGUUGGCCUUGCAGCAAGUAAUUUAGGAAUACUUCCUUAUGAUGCACCGGCUUAUUCAUUUGUUUUGGAGUUUCUGCUGCCCUUAGUUAUUCCAUUGCUAUUAUUUAGAGCAAAUUUGCGCCACGUGGUGAACUCGACGGGGACACUACUGUUAACUUUCUUGCUUGGUUCAGUUGCUACUAUUGUUGGAACUCUAAUAGCAUUCUUGAUAGUGCCAAUGCGAUCUCUUGGUCCUGACAACUGGAAAGUGGCAGCAGCUCUCAUGGGUAGCUAUAUUGGUGGAUCUGUUAAUUAUGUUGCUAUUUCAGAGGCACUUGGUGUGUCUGCUUCAGUUUUAGCUGCUGGAGUGGCUGCAGACAAUGUUAUUUGUGCCACACAUAUUAUGGUAUUGUUUGCAUUGGCUUCUAAAAUACCUCCUGAAGCUCCAGCCUCAACCACUGAUGAUGCGAUGUAUAGGGAGAACAAUGAUGAGAACAAGAUAACCGUCUUGCAGUUUGCUGCUGCACUUGCUACAUCGUUUCUAGUAUGUAAAGCUGCUGAAAGCCUAACAAAAUUCUCUGGAAUUCACGGAGCAACUCUUCCCGGAGUUACAGCAAUCAUAGUCAUUUUAGCCACUCUACUCCCAAGGCAGAUCGGUUCCCUUGGACCUGCUGGUCACACUGCUGCACUGGUUUUGAUGCAGGUAUUUUUUGCAGUGACUGGAGCUAGUGGGAGUGUGAGGACUGUCAUCAAGACUUCCCCAAGUAUUUUCAUGUUUGCUCUAAUCCAAGUAACCAUCCAUCUUGUUGUAGUUCUUGGGUUGGGAAAGUUGUUUGGGUUUGAUUUGAAACUGUUACUGUUAGCAUCCAAUGCCAACAUAGGAGGUCCUGCGACUGCCUGUGGGAUGGCCAAAGCAAAAGGGUGGGAAUCUCUAGUGGUUCCUGGCAUUCUUGCAGGCAUUCUUGGCAUUUCCAUUGCUACUUUCGUCGGCAUUGGAUUUGGAGUUAUGGUUCUCAAGCACCUUUAAGGUUCAAUAACAAGCAUUACAGCAACCUAUCUGAACUCAUGAUAUUUUUCUUCCGGAUGAAGAUUUUAAUGUUGUCUAAGAUAUCAUUUUGCUUAUAGCUGAUGGUGACUGCUUUCA
Messenger RNA from Prosopis cineraria, 1534 nucleotides. RefSeq lists its product as uncharacterized. Lineage: Eukaryota; Viridiplantae; Streptophyta; Magnoliopsida; Fabales; Fabaceae. The transcript has 6 exons. The record is from RefSeq and is a predicted model, not a curated record. The coding region runs from base 56 to 1417 and encodes 453 amino acids.